GCUUGACUGUGACUUCGCCUGUGAGGGCUCACGACCACAGUGUGAAACAGUUUGAAGAAAUCGAAACCUAUAAAUACUCAAGAGCAUCUGACUCGAAAGCGGUCACAGAGACAGUCCAAAGACAGGCGCAGAAAUCAGAUGGAAGGGGAGAAGAGAUAAGGAUCCUGAGCUUUUCACGGUCUUCUUACAAUUCUGUGCAACUUGCUGAGUCAUUUAUGAUGGAUACUGCAAACUCCGUUACUAAACUAAACGAAUACGCAAAUACGCGUAAAUUUGAAGUGAGGUACGAAGAAAUCCGCUCUGACGGACCGCCACAUGAUAAAGUAUUCUACCUGAGUGCAGUCAUAGAUGGUAAAGCCUACCCCAGUGGUGAGGGGAAGACCAAGAAGGAAGCAAAGCAAAAUGCAGCAAAAAAUGCUCUGGAAAGCCUGUCUCAGCUUGGUCAUCAGGACUCAGUGGAAUCUAGAAACACUGCAGCAGAAGCUUCAGUUCAGAUGAUUCUUAGCUCUAAGGACACCAGCUUUACAGAGACAAAUUUCAUAGGCCUUAUCAACGACUACUGUCAGAGAACCAAACGCUCCGAUUCAUAUGUUAAAGUGAAGAAAGACGGCCCCUCUCACAUUCCUCUUUUUUUCUACAAAUUAAUAAUUGACAACAAGGAAUAUCCUGUGGGUGAUGGGAAGAGCAUCAUGGAAGCCAAACAGAGAGCAGCAGAGUUAGCCUGCUCUGCUCUUCAGGAGCAGCCAGACUGGGACAGCAAGGUGUCCGUCAGGCCAACAGCAUUGGAAGAUGGUGCUCCACCUGACUCAUUAGCAUCAUCAGUUACACAGGAGUCCAUUGAGUCCUCAUCGCAGGGCCUGACUACAGAUAAAAGUGAAUCUGUAAUAUUCGAAGAGUCAUCAAACCCACCCACAGACCAGAGAAACAAUGCAGCAGAAGCUUCAGUUCAGAUGGUUCCUAGCUCUAAGGACACCAGCUUUACGGAGACAGAUUUCAAAAGUCUUGUCAACCGCUACUGUCAGAAAACUAAACGUUCCCAUUCAUAUGUUGAAGUGAAGAAAGACGGCCCGUCUCAUAUUCCUCAUUUUUUCUACAAAUUAAUAAUUGACAACAAGGAAUAUCCUGUGGGUGAUGGGAAGAGCGCCAUGGAAGCCAAACAGAGAGCAGCAGAGUUAGCCUGGUCUGCUCUUCAGGAACAGCCAGACUGGGACAGCAUGGUGUCCAUCAGGCCAACAGCAUCGGAAGAUGGUGCUCCACCUGAAUCAUUAGCAUCAUCAGUUACACAGGAGUCCAUUGAGUCCUCAUCGCAGGGCCUGACUACAGAUAAAAGUGAAUCUGUAAUAUUCGACGAGUCAUCAAACCCACCCACAGACCAGAGAAACAAUGCAGCAGAAGCUUCAGUUCAGAUGGUUCCUAGCUCUAAGGACACCAGCUUUACAGAGACAGAUUUCAAAAGUCUUGUCAACCGCUACUGUCAGAAAACCAGACGUUCCCAUUCAUAUGUCGAAGUGAAGAAAGACGGCCCGUCUCAUAUUCCUCAUUUUUUCUACAAAUUAAUAAUUGACAACAAGGAAUAUCCUGUGGGUGAUGGGAAGAGCAUCAUGGAAGCCAAACAGAGAGCAGCAGAGUUAGCCUGGUCUGCUCUUCAGGAACAGCCAGACUGGGACAGCAUGGUGUCCAUCAGGCCAACAGCAUCGGAAGAUGGUGCUCCACCUGAAUCAUUAGCAUCAUCAGUUACACAGGAGUCCAUUGAGUCCUCAUCGCAGGGCCUGACUACAGAUAAAAGUGAAUCUGUAAUAUUUGAAGAGUCAUCAAACCCAUCCACAGACCAGAGAAACAAUGCAGCAGAAGCUUCAGUUCAGAUGGUUCCUAGCUCUAAGGACACCAGCUUUACAGAGACAGAUUUCAAAAGUCUUGUCAACCGCUACUGUCAGAAAACCAGACGUUCCCAUUCAUAUGUCGAAGUGAAGAAAGACGGCCCGUCUCAUAUUCCUCAUUUUUUCUACAAAUUAAUAAUUGACAACAAGGAAUAUCCUGUGGGUGAUGGGAAGAGCAUCAUGGAAGCCAAACAGAGAGCAGCAGAGUUAGCCUGGUCUGCUCUUCAGGAACAGCCAGACUGGGACAGCAUGGUGUCCAUCAGGCCAACAGCAUCGGAAGAUGGUGCUCCACCUGAAUCAUUAGCAUCAUCAGUUACACAGGAGUCCAUUGAGUCCUCAUCGCAGGGCCUGACUACAGAUAAAAGUGAAUCUGUAAUAUUCGAAGAGUCAUCAAACCCACCCACAGACCAGAGAAACAAUGCAGCAGAAGCUUCAGUUCAGAUGGUUCCUAGCUCUAAGGACACCAGCUUUACAGAGACAGAUUUCAAAAGUCUUGUCAACCGCUACUGUCAGAAAACCAAACGUUCCCAUUCAUAUGUCGAAGUGAAGAAAGACGGCCCGUCUCAUAUUCCUCAUUUUUUCUACAAAUUAAUAAUUGACAACAAGGAAUAUCCUGUGGGUGAUGGGAAGAGCAUCAUGGAAGCCAAACAGAGAGCAGCAGAGUUAGCCUGGUCUGCUCUUCAGGAACAGCCAGACUGGGACAGCAUGGUGUCCAUCAGGCCAACAGCAUUGGAAGAUGGUGCUCCACCUGAAUCAUUAGCAUCAUCAGUUACACAGGAGUCCAUUGAGUCCUCAUCGCAGGGCCUGACUACAGAUAAAAGUGAAUCUGUAAUAUUUGAAGAGUCAUCAAACCCAUCCACAGACCAGAGAAACAAUGCAGCAGAAUCUUCAGUUCAGAUGGUUCCUAGCUCUAAGGACACCAGCUUUACGGAGACAGAUUUCAAAAGUCUUGUCAACCGCUACUGUCAGAAAACCAGACGUUCCCAUUCAUAUGUCGAAGUGAAGAAAGACGGCCCGUCUCAUAUUCCUCAUUUUUUCUACAAAUUAAUAAUUGACAACAAGGAAUAUCCUGUGGGUGAUGGGAAGAGCAUCAUGGAAGCCAAACAGAGAGCAGCAGAGUUAGCCUGGUCUGCUCUUCAGGAACAGCCAGACUGGGACAGCAUGGUGUCCAUCAGGCCAACAGCAUCGGAAGAUGGUGCUCCACCUGAAUCAUUAGCAUCAUCAGUUACACAGAACAACAGUGAAUCAUCAUCACAAAACACUGCAAGUAACUCCUCAAACCCUUCUGAUUCCCAGGCAUUCUCUGUAUCUUCUGGGUCUGAGACUAGCACAUCUGUCAGGUUUACUUCAGAAUUUGAACCCUUGGAGCGUCUUGGUAAGGGGGCCUUUGGUUCUGUUUACAAAGUAAGAGAUAAAAAACUGAAGAUAGAAUAUGCUGUGAAGGUCGGCUGCUAUAAAGAGUUAAGUAUGCCAUGGCAGGAUUCCAGCAUUCAGUGUUAUAUGUUCGGUACUUGUGCACUUUCUGUACUGACGCUUUUCUUAUUGUGUUUCAGAAAAUCUCUUCGAGAGGUGAGAACAUUAUCAGACCUCUUCCACCGUAACAUUGUUAGAUAUUACACGUUCUGGAUGCAGGAUACUGGAUACGAGUGGGACCUUAGAGAUGACAGUUAUGACAGUUACGCCUCUUCACACCAUGAAGGUAACUCAGAGUCAAAGUUCCUGUAUAUUCAGAUGGAGUUAUGUGCCAAAAACACACUGAGAGACUGGAUUGAUGAGAAGAAUAAAGAGAGUGUGCAAGACUCCAAGCGAAGAGAAGAAAGUCUGAGAAUUGCUCAAGAAAUAGUUUGUGGAGUCGAGUAUAUUCACUCCAAGAACCACAUCCACAGAGACCUUAAGCCUGCAAACAUCAUGUUUGGAGUGGAAGGAGAAGUGAAGAUUGGGGAUUUUGGUCUGGUCACCAGUGAUGAUGAUGAUGAGGAGAGAACAGUGUGCAAAGGAACUCCAUCUUACAUGGCUCCUGAACAAAGGAGUGAGAGGAAGUACAACAGAAAAGUGGACAUGUUUGCUUUGGGGCUGAUAUUCUUUGAACUCCUUUGGAAACUUUCUACUGGCUAUGAAAGAGCAAAGAUUUGGCCUGACGUCAGAAGGCAGAGGUUCCCCGAAGAGUUUUCAGUGACUUUUACCAAAGAGAAGCAAAUUAUUAACUCAUUGCUGUCUGAGAAACCAGAAGACCGACCUGAUGCAAGUGCCGUGAAGGCAGAGCUUGAAGAGUGGACUCGGAUAUUCAACUCACACAAAGCAUCUUGCCAGGAAAAUCAAACUGUCUGAUAGUCACAAGAGAAAAGUUGCAAAAGUCACAGGAGCCUUUGCAAAUCUGUCUUGUUGCAUCUGCUUAAUGAAAUGAUUUGAUGUACUGUGUAAUAUUGUGUUGAGUAGCUGUUAAUGUGCAAAGUUAAUAUAUAGAAGAGGUCACAUCAUGAAUCCCGGCUAUUCCAGGGAAGUUUGUAUUGGAUUUGGAAAUGAAACAUGAAAUCAUGAUUUUAAAAUCGAACUAUUCAAAUCAGUUUCCCGGUGCAGGUCGUCACUUUGUAACUGUUGUUAACCUGCUGCUGUCUCAAGGAGGAGGAAUUGUGAUGCUACGUGUACUUCUGGUGGAUUCAUGUUGAAUGUCAGAGAUAAAAAAGCACACUCCAUGUGGCUCAAUUUUAGAAACUUUCCUAAAUGUUUUCACUCAUUUUUAACCCAUGAAAUACAGUUUAACAUUUUGUUUCUUCCAUUUUUUCUUUUGUUCAUUUUAAUCUGAUUGAUUGCAAUAUCAGUCAGCUACAUGUGACUUGGAACAGCAGGAGAAAAGUCAUUAAUACUGUACUAGAGAGGAUGAAAUAAUAAAAGGUGUAUAAGAAAAUGAA
This is a messenger RNA of Oreochromis niloticus (Nile tilapia), 4786 nucleotides long. RefSeq lists its product as uncharacterized. Gene Ontology annotation, biological process: adenosine to inosine editing; regulation of regulatory ncRNA processing; siRNA processing. Lineage: Eukaryota; Metazoa; Chordata; Actinopteri; Cichliformes; Cichlidae. Gene Ontology annotation, cellular component: nucleolus; RISC-loading complex; RISC complex. Gene Ontology annotation, molecular function: double-stranded RNA binding; eukaryotic translation initiation factor 2alpha kinase activity; tRNA-specific adenosine deaminase activity. The transcript has 33 exons. Bases 216 to 4205 code for a protein of 1329 amino acids. The record is from RefSeq and is a predicted model, not a curated record.